UUGAAAUUUAUACAAAAUGAUCAUUUUUUUUAUUUGAUCUAAAAUGGUAGCAUAAAUCUACUAAUUUUUUACAUCUUUGUAGCAAAUUAAUGAUCAUUUUGGCAAUUCAUUAGAUUCAUAGAUAAGUCAAAAGGAAACUCACAUCCAAUAAGCCAUUAGUUGUUAUUUUUCUUUUGCAGGUUUAUGCUUUCGUAUGGUUGCCAAUGGCUGUGAUUGAUUAGCUUGAAUGUACGAACAUUGGUUGGUCUUAGUUUAUCGAAUGAUAUGAAAAGCUUACAUUUAGACAAAAAAUUUAUGAAGAAUGACAGAAAUAAACAUUUUGUUACGAAUUCUUAGAAUCAUGCUGCCAGUUAGGUAAAAGAUAAAAAGGUAUAUUAUCAUUUGUACAAAUGUAAAUGUUUCGUAACCAUCUAGGAUAAUUAGCCGAAAUUCAUUUGUGGUUUCCUGGGCGAACCACGAGAUCAUGCUUUACCGUACGGUUUUUUGGAGACUUCCCGGUCGAACCGCACUGUAGAUUAUUUUUUUUGGUAAAACAAGUGUAACAUCCCGAACCUUUUCCCGACGAAGAUAUUGUUCGUUUUGGGUUUCGAUCAUCACGGUUUUCGACUUGUGGUGCAAUUCAAGGUGACUUCCCAUAAGGUCACCCAUCAUUGUUGUACUCACAAGAACUCCUCCGUUUCACCCCAAAACGCGUCUUGUUAGUUAAGACCGGUUUCCUACUUAUGAACCAUGGAUCUCUCCCGUUUUUUGUCUAUGUGAGAUUUACUUGAGAUCAUGGUUGUCACGCCGGCCGGCGUGCCACUGGUUGAACCUGGUUCAACUUGUACCGGUCAUAAAACUGGUAUGACACCACCGGUAUGACCGACAUGAUCGAUAUACGAAUCUCUAAGUAAAAUGAUCUUAUAUUAGUGAAUUUAUUUGAUAAAAAGUAAUUUAUUAUUUAUUUUAUGUGUUAAAAAGUUAAAUGUUGAUGUUAUUUGUUGGAUUCAAGUACAAAUAUUUAGGUAUUGACGUUAAAUGUCGUGCUUAAAUAUGAGUAUUUGUAAAUUAUUUGUAAUAUUAACCGGCACAAACCGGUAUGUAUCACCAGUCGAAUCAUUCCACUUGCUAAACCGGCACGCUGACACAAACCGGUUUGACAACCUUGCUUGUGAUGUUACAACAAAGAAAGAAAAAAAGACUACUAUUCAUCUCUGAUUCUCUUCCCAACCUACUCUCAGUCACACCAUUGAUGGCCACAGUUUUUCUAGAACGGAAGUAAUCGAGUAAGAGAGGUAGGUCCAGCUCAGGUUUUCCUUUUGGUCGCGGCAGUGGAAACAGCAAGGGUUUAAGCUUUCCCUCGCAGCCACCUUACCUUAGCUCGCCCUUAUAAUCUCGCGCCCCCGCCCACAGUUGAUGGAAGGUCAGGUCCCGAAGAAGCGAGGCCGGAAGCCGAAGCCCAAGGACGAGAAAGACCAGCAGCAGCCACAGCAAGGCAAGAUGAAGGAAGCGAAGCGCGGUCAGCACGCUGCUUCUGUCGACGAGAAGUAUACUCAGUGGAAGUCUCUGGUCCCCGUGCUCUACGACUGGCUCGCCAACCACAAUCUCGUCUGGCCUUCCCUCUCUUGCCGAUGGGGUCCUCAGCUUGAGCAAGCUACUUACAAGAAUCGUCAGCGCUUGUACCUCUCCGAGCAGACUGAUGGUAGUGUUCCAAACACACUUGUCAUUGCUAAUUGCGAGGUUGUGAAGCCAAGAGUUGCGGCUGCUGAGCACAUAUCUCAGUUUAAUGAAGAAGCACGAUCUCCGUUUGUCAAGAAAUACAAGACCAUUAUACACCCUGGGGAGGUGAACAGAAUCAGGGAACUUCCGCAGAAUAGCAGGAUAGUGGCUACUCAUACUGAUGGCCCUGAUGUUCUAAUAUGGGACGUAGAAACACAGCCAAACCGGCAUGCAGUCCUUGGAGCUUCGAACUCUCGGCCUGAUCUGAUUUUAACUGGACACCAAGAUAAUGCAGAAUUUGCUCUGGCAAUGUGUCCAACAGAACCCUUUGUGUUAUCUGGAGGGAAGGAUAAGUCAGUGGUUUUGUGGAGUAUCCAGGACCACAUAACAUCCUCUGCGUCUGACCCAGCUAGCGGAAAGUCUCCAGGAUCUGGUGGCGGCUCCAUCAUUAAAAGGGAUGGUAAUGACAAAGCUGUUGAUGGCCCAACUGUUGGACCGAGAGGGAUCUAUCAGGGCCACGACGAUACAGUCGAAGAUGUUGCUUUCUCUCCAUCCAGUGCGCAGGAGUUCUGUAGUGUAGGAGAUGAUUCUUGUCUCAUUCUUUGGGAUGCUCGAGUUGGCACUAGCCCCGUUAUCAAGGUUGAAAAGGCUCAGAAUGCUGAUCUUCACUCUGUUGAUUGGAGUCCACAUGACAGCAACUUUAUUCUGACUGGUUCUGCGGACAAUUCUGUUUGCAUGUUCGACCGGCGAAGCCUCACCAGUAACGGAGUUGGCUCACAUGUUCAUAAAUUUGAGGGCCAUAAAGCUGCUGUUCUUUGUGUCCAGUGGUGUCCCGACAAGUCAUCUGUCUUUGGAAGUUCUGCUGAGGAUGGGAUCCUAAACAUCUGGGAUUAUGAGCAGAUUGGUAAAGAAACAGAUGCAAAGGCCGCAGGAGCUCCUGCAGGAUUGUUUUUCCAGCAUGCUGGGCACAGGGACAAAGUGGUAGACUUCCACUGGAAUACACAUGACCCUUGGACGAUUGUUAGCGUAUCUGAUGAUUGUGAGACUAGUGGUGGAGGUGGCACCUUACAGAUAUGGAGGAUGAGUGAUUUGCUGUAUAGGCCGGAGGAGGAAGUGUUGGAGGAGCUUCAGAACUUCAAAACCCAUGUGAGUAAAUGCACAGCCAAGAACUGAAAGGGAUAGACGGCAAAUUCGGAAGCAACGAACCACAUGGUCUGUCGGUUCAAGCGAUGUUUGUCAUCAUGAGUUCCCUUUCUGUUUCGGUACAGCUUUUGUGCGACUGUAGGAGAUUGCAGGAAUUGGUUUAAGAAGGUAGUGUAAGAGAGGGAUAUGAUGCUUCUGUUCUGUAGGCUUUUCUUACUAUUUUGGUUCGUGAAGAAUGGUUAAGUUGGGGAAAGGUGUUUAAUAUCAUAGGCUUUGGAGUAGCCCGUAAAUGGCCGCCCAAAUGUCUUAAAUGAUGAAGUUUGGCCACACUACCGUUAUUCCUCUGCUAGCUUUGGUCCCUCUUUUUUUUUUUUUUUUUUUACAGGUCUCUUGAAGGCUGAUGAGAUUUGUUCCCUCCAACAAGUUCUAUUGGCUACAUGCUUUGAUUUGUGUAAUGGUAGAACCGGUGGCACAAUUAGUUUGUAUCUUUGUGUCGUCAAUACUGGUUUAACAAAAUAUGUAAAAAUGUUUAAACCCUAAACAUUCAAUGAAUUUAAUCAUAUAUGCAACAUAUUUGAGAACAAUUUAUUUAUAAUUUAACUAAUAACAUCAACUUUUAACCUUUAAAUUCACAAACUAAAUAAUAAUUUGAUUUUUUAUUAAUUAAAUUUACUAAAGCGUCAUCAUUUUGCUUAAAGUAUGUAAAUUGAUCAUGUUGGUCAUACCGGCGGUGGAGUUAUGUUGGUUUCAUGACCGGUACCAGUUCAACUAGGUUUAAUCGGCAGGCAUAUGCCACUGCCCACCGGCUUGACAACCAAGGUCAAUGUUAAUGUGUUUUUGUACUAAAAUCAUGGUUUAAUCGUAGUUCAUUUGUUUCAUAUUGCUAUAAUCACUUUGUAGUUUGGAGUAUGAUAUUCGAUAUUUCUGGUAUGGUAUUCAGUCUCCGUUUGGGGUUUUGGGCCUUGGACUUCCACCCUCCUCAUUCAGUUUUCCGUUUCUAAUCAAAAGUUGAAAACACAUAUUCUGAAGCAAGAACAAAAUCUGUGAUUUGAGUGGGAAUGUGUAGUAUUAAUGUAGCAAACUGAUCCCUACACCCAAUAAUAAAAGGAAUUAAUAAUU
This is a messenger RNA of Linum trigynum, 3960 nucleotides long. NCBI's taxonomy places the organism in Eukaryota, Viridiplantae, Streptophyta, Magnoliopsida, Malpighiales, Linaceae. The record is from the annotation of a GenBank genome assembly.